Molecule: messenger RNA, 1102 nt
Organism: Macrosteles quadrilineatus (aster leafhopper)
Lineage: Eukaryota; Metazoa; Arthropoda; Insecta; Hemiptera; Cicadellidae
Product: pancreatic triacylglycerol lipase-like
Exons: 7
Coding region: 38-1084 (348 amino acids)
Biological process (GO): lipid metabolic process
Molecular function (GO): lipase activity
Source: RefSeq, a predicted model, not a curated record
GCAAUUUUUUAGUGAACCUUAUUAUAUAUAGGUGAUUAUGAUUUUUCUGUACUUUUGUGUCGUUGUUUGUAAUUUGUUUUUUGAUCUUCCCAUCAAUACAACCUCACCUCUUAGCUACAGCAAUUUUAACUAUGUAGAAGAUAAACUUGGCUACAUCAGUCCCGUGAUUUGGAUAGAAGAAGGAUGUAACGCUGCCUAUGCAGAAUGGCAAAACUCCUAUGUUCAGAACGCAUCUCUCUAUACCUCUUUUCUUUUAUUCACAAGACAUUCGACUCCAGAAUACACAGUAAUUGAUGUUGGCAACUCUCAAAGUUUGAUUGAUGGAGGUUUUAAUGUUUCAAAAGAGACGAAGAUCGUGGUUCAUGGAUGGCUUGACAAUGGAACCAUUGCUUUUGCCCAAGAGUUAACAGAUGCAUAUCUAGCAGCAGAAGAUGUUAACGUGGUGGCAGUGAACUGGCCUGAGCUGUCCAUGUCUUUCUACCCUCUAUCAGCCAGUGCCAUCAUACCUGUAGGACAAUACACCGCCUCCUUCGUAGACUUCCUGGUCAUGGACGUCAACGUUGAUCCUGACCUCAUCCACCUAGUGGGUCACAGUUUGGGAGCUCACGUCGCUGGGGUCACCGGAGAGUUUGUCACCUUCGGGAACCUGUCCAGAGUUACCGGACUAGACCCAGCAGCUCCUAUGAUAACCAGUUCCCCAGCUGGAAGACUAGACCCAACUGAUGCAGACUUUGUGGAUGUGAUUCACACUACUGGAGACUAUCUUGGAGUCUUCAUGGCUUGUGGAGAUGUUGACUUCUACCCCAACGGAGGAACUCCUAUACAGCCCGGCUGUGGAUUGGAUGUUGGUUUCUGCUCACACCGGAGAGCCUACAGGUAUUUCGCAGAGUCCAUUACAAGUGCAGACUUUGUAGCAACAGCUUGUGACAAGUGGAGUGAUUACAAGUCAGGUUAUUGCAAAGACAAUGCAACAGCCAUCAUGGGAGAGCUUGUCAGUACAAGGGCUCAAGGAACAUUUUAUCUCUAUACAAACUCUACAAGCCCAUUUGCAAUGGGAAAUGUUUCAUACAAAUAUUAUAAAUAAAAAUAUUUAUUUACUUGA